UAGCUUGUUUCUUUGACUUGUCAUAAUCUGAGUCUCUUCCUGUCUGAAUUAGAUUUCAUGCAUUGUUUUCCAAUAUUCAUCACUGUCAUAACACGGUUUCGGCGACUUCAGGUCAACUCAAAAUUUUCUUAUUCCAUCCAUAGUUUUCCACUUUAUGAUAGAGAAUGAUAUCUUAUCGCUUACUUCUAAGUCGUGUAGAAACGAAUCUUGCUAGCAUUCAAAACGGUUGGCGACUAAUCUACCGGGUUCAUCACUGUAUAUUCCCCUUUUUUCAUGGUAAACCCAUGGACUUCUCUCUAUAUUAUAGUGUUACACUGUGAAGAAGACUAAAAUUUGUUCAGUGCGUCGCCUGCCCGCCUGAAUUCUAGGCCAGCAGCUUAAACUCAAAAAUGGGUGUGCAUGGAUUUUUCUCUUCUUUUGUUGUAUUUCUGUGCUUGGUUUUGAAUGCGGCAGUGGUGUGUACUGGUGGAAGAACGAGCAGUUUUAUCAGGAAAGUCGAAAGGGCUGUUGAUAUGCCUCUUGAUAGCGAUGUCUUUCAAGUGCCGCCUGGUUAUAAUGCUCCUCAACAGGUUCAUAUAACACAAGGUGAUCAUGAGGGGAAGGGUGUGAUAGUGUCAUGGGUAACUCAGGACGAGCCGGGUUCUAACUCAGUGGUUUAUUGGAGUGAAAAUAGCAAGGAAAAUACGACAGCUGAGGGCAAAGUCUAUACCUAUAAAUUCUACAAUUACACUUCUGGUUACAUUCAUCACUGCCCCAUCAAACAUUUGAAGUUCAACACUAAAUACUACUAUGUGGUUGGAAUUGGACAAACCGAACGGCGGUUCUGGUUUAUAACACCUCCAGAAGUUGGCCCUGAUGUCCCUUAUACAUUUGGUCUCAUUGGGGAUCUUGGUCAGAGUUUUGAUUCCAACAUAACACUUACUCAUUAUGAGAUGAAUCCACUGAAAGGGAAAACUGUGUUGUAUGUUGGGGAUCUCUCUUAUGCUGAUAACUAUUUGAAUCAUGACAAUGUUAGAUGGGAUACAUGGGGCAUAUUUGUUGAGAGAAGUGUUGCUUAUCAACCAUGGAUAUGGACAGCAGGGAAUCACGAAAUUGACUUUGCCCCAGAAAUUGGCGAAACGGAACCUUUUAAGCCUUACACUCACCGUUAUCAUGUGCCUUAUAAAGCAUCACAAAGUACGAAGCCCUUUUGGUACUCAAUAAAGAGAGCUUCAGCAUACAUCAUAGUCCUGGCUUCGUACUCAGCCUAUGGUAAAUACACUCCUCAGUAUAAAUGGCUGGAAAAGGAGCUACCAAAAGUUAACAGAAGUGAGACACCAUGGUUAAUCAUUCUUAUGCAUUCCCCAUGGUAUAACAGUUACAACUAUCAUUACAUGGAAGGAGAAACCAUGAGGGUAAUGUACGAGAGUUGGUUUGUGCAGUACAAAGUUGAUGUAGUAUUUGCCGGUCACGUCCAUGCCUAUGAACGAUCUGAACGUGUAUCUAACAUUGCAUACAAUGUCGUAAACGGCAUUUGCACUCCUGUAAAGGAUCAAUCUGCCCCUGUAUACAUAACCAUUGGUGACGGAGGCAAUCUUGAAGGCUUAGCAACAAACAUGACAGAACGGCAGCCCACAUACUCGGCUUAUCGGGAAGCCAGUUUUGGCCAUGCCAUUUUCGACAUUAAGAAUCGUACUCAUGCUUACUAUAGUUGGCACCGGAAUCAAGAUGGAUAUGCAGUGGAAGCCGAUAAGAUGUGGUUUUUCAACAGAUAUUGGCAUCAAGUUGAUGAUUCUCCUUCAUAAACUUUAUUUUACUCAACUCUCUGGGAUAAAACCAAAAAUUACUGAACUCUGUGGAAUAAAACCAAAAAUCCAAGUCAGUGAGAAACUUUUCAAUAAUCUUUAUAGGCUUGACACAUCAUUGUCUUGCCUUAGCUCUCAAAAAUUUACAUAAAUUCUUGGAAUAAAGGUGUCGGUUUAAAGCUAGCUUCCUUCAAAAUUCUGUGUGUUCUGUAUUCAAAACAUGUGAUUACGGAAAUGAAUUCAAGACAUCUUUUGGAACAA
Mangifera indica (mango) is the source of this 2045-nucleotide messenger RNA. RefSeq names its product purple acid phosphatase-like. The coding region runs from base 390 to 1784 and encodes 464 amino acids. The record is from RefSeq and is a predicted model, not a curated record. Gene Ontology annotation, molecular function: acid phosphatase activity; metal ion binding. The transcript is spliced from 8 exons. Lineage: Eukaryota; Viridiplantae; Streptophyta; Magnoliopsida; Sapindales; Anacardiaceae.